CGAUGGACGUGGCUUAGGUCUAGCGAAGCAUGCACAAGAAGUAUAGAGUAACAAUACAUGGCGAAUGAAUUGAAUACGGCAGAAUGAGACGUGCCGACUCGGAGUAAAGAAAAUAUGGCUUUGGUAUCCCGAGAAGGGUUUGGAGAGACGUGCUCACAGGACUCGAAGAACGCUUCUUGGCGACGGUUUUGCCACGGAUGAUUCCCAGGACCAGGGUGCGUUGAGCGCUACUAGUACAUAACCAGGCGGCGUGACUGGGGUGGCGAGCCCGGGGGAGACCAAAAGCCAGGAGACGUAAAGUAGAGGCUACGUGUAUCCGUAGUGUAUGUAGCAGUUAAUAGAGACGGGAAGAUGGUGAGGCUGCAUCAUCGGUGGGACCCUGGGAGACGGGCUUGGACGGCCGGGUGUAUGGCCCCUCCCAUUCCCCGGAUGGGGAACGACGUCGGAGGGGAGUGGGGGGAGGGGGGCGGUGGGUACCACGUCACAUGUUUGCGUCACGGAGACAAAGCGAACGCAGUACUUGGCUUUUGCCGCUUCAACUACCGAUGAGAGUGAGUCCAUUGCUCGUCGUGCCUGAUGGGCUCGUUCGGAACCAUGUGGCUAGCUCACGGCUAGCUUACCCGCUCUCCGGCCAUACCACCCCCUCCAGCCGCCAGAGCGCGCGCAUGUUCCCCGCCAAAGGGAGGGACUAUGGGGCCGCUAGCCCGGCGCUAGGUCCGUCCAUGACAAGAGCCGGGGGCCCGGGUACGCCGCUAACGAAAUCAUAUGGGUUCGGCCGCGGGAGGGGGGUGGGGCUGAGGAGGGAACGCGUUUGGUCCGGCGCUUGCUCCGCGCCUCGUGCGCUGUCUCCAGGCUUGAUGGCCCACGUCUGCCGAUUACGAUCCCGGGAUUGUCUCCCUGGCAAAUAUGCACGAGACCUCACAUCUGACGAGGGGGAGUGUGGCGUGGACGGCCAGCCCCCGGCCGUGUCACUCGGUUGUGGCUUGCCGGUACAAGCCAAAACAGGCAGAGAGCCCCCUUUCCCCCGCUGGGCCACGUCGGUACUUGUUUUGUGGCAUGAUUGUCAAACGGAGAGGGCGUGAUACCUACCACUCACUCCCGUCUGCCUGCUUGCCUACCUGCCCACCUACCUACCUACCUACCUACCUACCAAGGCGCGAUGCCGGACC
Molecule: messenger RNA, 1169 nt
Organism: Colletotrichum navitas
Lineage: Eukaryota; Fungi; Ascomycota; Sordariomycetes; Glomerellales; Glomerellaceae
Exons: 1
Coding region: 486-1082 (198 amino acids)
Source: RefSeq, a predicted model, not a curated record